Messenger RNA from Neoarius graeffei (lesser salmon catfish), 583 nucleotides. It is a transcript of the gene myl7, whose product is annotated as myosin, light chain 7, regulatory. Lineage: Eukaryota; Metazoa; Chordata; Actinopteri; Siluriformes; Ariidae. Gene Ontology annotation, molecular function: calcium ion binding. The transcript has 7 exons. The record is from RefSeq and is a predicted model, not a curated record. Gene Ontology annotation, biological process: heart contraction; cardiac muscle tissue development. Gene Ontology annotation, cellular component: cytoplasm; myofibril. Bases 38 to 583 code for a protein of 181 amino acids.
CCCUCGAACUGUCCUUUUUAGGGGACUCAGAGAGGGAAUGAAUUCUUUUUAUAAAGAGCCCAGUGAUAAGGCGAGUAAGAAAACAGCAGCGAAGAGAAAGAAUGCCCAGCGGGCCUCCUCGAACGUUUUCUCCAUGUUUGAGCAGUCACAGAUUCAGGAGUUCAAAGAGGCUUUUGGCUGCAUUGAUCAGGACCGAGAUGGUGUGAUUAAGAAAUCAGACCUGAAGGAAACUUAUGCACAAUUAGGAAAACUGAAUGUAAGCGAUGAGGAACUGGACGCCAUGUUGGCUGAGGGUAAAGGCCCCAUCAACUUCACUGUCUUCCUCGCUCUCUUUGGAGAAAAACUUAAUGGUACUGACCCAGAGGACACCAUUCUCAAUGCUUUCAAACUGUUUGACCCUGACAGCACCGGCUUUGUCAAAAAGGAUGAGUUCAGAAGGCUUCUGAUGAACCAGGCAGACAAGUUCACAGCAGAAGAGGUGGAGCAGGCUUUUUCCUUGGCCCCAAUCGAUGUGUCCGGAAACAUCGACUACAAAUCUCUUUGUUACAUUAUCACACACGGUGAUGAGAAAGAGGAAUCGUAA